AUGUUGGCCAAAAGGUGGCUCGCUUUGGUGGCUCUCUGUCUGCCCGCCUCGGUGCUCGCCGAUAGCAAUGCAUUUUACAAUUUGAGCUUUGUUCAGGACUUGACACACAAUUUGCAUUUACGGCAUAGAUUCAAUGGCUUGAUUACCUUUUCGGACAACCGCAAGCUGGUGAAGCCAUUGGUGGAGAGCCACUAUUUCGUCUCACUGGAACGAUUCCUGGCAGUGACUCUGAGACUGCCGCUCAUCAUAUAUGGCCUGCAGAAGAGCAUUCCCGAGCCGGGGAUCAUAGCGCGGAAGACUUUUGUCUUCUGCACGGUGCGCAACCUGAGGGUAGAGCAGGAGCCCAUGUUCAAGGUUGUCCAUAAGAUGCUGGAUGGUCGUCACGAUCUGCGCAUUCUCUUCAUUCUCAACCCUGGGAAACAGCACAAGCCCUCAAUGGAGGAGAUAGAUGCAUUCUUCCGUUGGUGCUGGCGCCAUCAUUUUAUCAAUGUCGGCCUAACUUAUCAGCGGAUUGAACAGAAUGGCAAUGACAACUUUACAACGUAUGACCAGCUCUUCAGCUAUACGCCCUUUCCCAAGGUCAGCAUUCAGAAUGUGACCCACAUUGGCGUUGCUUUCAAAUGGGAGGAAGUAGACGUCAACGAUGUGCAAGGCUAUGAAUUUCGUGUGCCCGUCUUUCAGGACUAUGCAUACGCAUUCCUGCUGCCAAAUGGUGAGCUUUAUGGCAUCAUUGGCAAGCUCGUGGCCGGCUUCAUAGAGAAUUGCAACGGUACUCUGCGCGUGGAGCGAACACCUGAUGUGAACAGGUUCAAUUACCACAAUCGCACGUUGACCUGGCCAGCUCGCGGCAUUAUCGACAUCGGCGUACAUCCGUUUACGCAGCUCAUACAGAAGUCUGGCGAGGCCGAAGGCAUUAUAAUCAUGUCUCCAACGAAAACUUGCCUCAUGGUGCCCGUCCUGAUUCCCCGUCCGCUAGACAGAUUUGUGGGCUUCGUUGCCCGUAACAAUGGAGUUUUAUUGGUGGUUAUAUUACCAUUCCUGAUGCUUGGAUGGCAGCUGCUUGCCCGCAAUUGCUCCAAAGGAUUCUUUCUGGCCUUUGCCCUUUUCAACAUGCAGCCGGUGAACGAGAAUCUAUUCAGACGCUUCACCAAUGCCUACAAAAUGGUGCAUGUGGCCAUUCUGCUCAGCUUCUUCAUACUCUGGAACGACAGGACUGGAGCUCUAACGCGGGCAAUCAGCCUGAAUAGCAUGCCACAGCAGAUUCAUACUGUUGCGGACUUCUUACGGAGUCCCCUGCGCAUCAUGGUAACUAAAGCCGAAGUCGAAAUGUACUUCAAAAACGAAUUGCUACCGAAAGCCCUGCAGCCACGCCUCCUCGUCGUCAAUUCGUCCACUCUGAUAAAGCACCGGGAUAACCUAAAUACCAGCUUCGCCUACUGCGCCAGCGACGGAGCCUGGAAUAUUGCCUCAUUCCAGCAGUCUCGACUUAAUCCUCCGCUGUUUCAACGGCUGAGCCGAAAUUUCUGCACUUCGCCAACCAUUCGACAUAUUCCCAUGGGUCGAAACUCGCCGUUUAGGGACAACUUUUUUCGGUUCUACAUGCACAGCCGACUGACUGGAGUCUACAACAAAUGGAAAUCGUUGAGUUUUAGGAAAGCAGCGCAUGCCGGAUUUAUUCAGGUCAUUCCGGAGGAUAGCUCGUUUGUCAGCAUGAAUCUGCAGGACUAUAUGGUAUUUAUAAAGGGCUAUUGGAUAUGCAUUGGCAUCUGUGUCUUGUGCCUGGUUUGCGAGAUCAUUUGGAAGAAUCGCGUACAUCUAAGACUUCAUUGGUAG
Messenger RNA from Drosophila navojoa, 1833 nucleotides. RefSeq lists its product as uncharacterized. The record is from RefSeq and is a predicted model, not a curated record. NCBI's taxonomy places the organism in Eukaryota, Metazoa, Arthropoda, Insecta, Diptera, Drosophilidae.